This is a messenger RNA of Magnolia sinica, 2180 nucleotides long. Its product is annotated as probable protein S-acyltransferase 7. The transcript has 5 exons. Gene Ontology annotation, biological process: protein targeting to membrane; peptidyl-L-cysteine S-palmitoylation. The record is from RefSeq and is a predicted model, not a curated record. Gene Ontology annotation, cellular component: Golgi apparatus; endoplasmic reticulum. Gene Ontology annotation, molecular function: protein-cysteine S-palmitoyltransferase activity. NCBI's taxonomy places the organism in Eukaryota, Viridiplantae, Streptophyta, Magnoliopsida, Magnoliales, Magnoliaceae. The coding region runs from base 381 to 1712 and encodes 443 amino acids.
AAUCAGUAACUGCCACGUGUCCUGAAACCCUCCACUGUGAAAAAAAAUUCUCUUCUUUGCAUUGAAGGUGGCUGAAAGGGAAAGUUCUUCCUUUCUUGUUGCAGAGGACGACCCAUAAAAGCUAGCGUGCCGAAUCUAGUCCGUCCAAACCCAGCCCUAACUUUCCAUCCCCGCCGUCCAAUAUCCCUGCGCCGGAUAUUGCCGGCGUCUGAGUCACAUCCCAACCGAUCUGACACACAUGGCCGGGAACUCAUAACCCUAGAGAAGGAAGAAGAUAUUCUGCAUUUUGAUUCUCCUUCUGCUCCAUCUUCAAUCUAUAUUUUUUCUGCCGUUUUCCUAUUUUCGGAUCUUGAUUUCAGUCCGUCGUGAGAGAGGGAGAUAUGUACGUCCCUCCGCCGCAGGGCACUGAUCGGGGCGUCGCGGGAGCUCCGGACGCUGCGGCGCCGAGGAUUUACCAGGCCUGGAAAGGCAGCAAUAUAUUUUUCCUUGAGGGGAGGUUUAUAUUUGGACCUGAUGCAAGGUCUUUGUUGCUGACCAUAUUCCUCAUUGCUGCACCUGUUGCAAUUUUCUGCAUAUAUGUUGCCAGAAAACUAAUGGACGAUUUUCAUCACCACUUGGGAAUAUCAAUAAUGGUGGUUGCUGUUGCAUUUACAUUAUAUGUUUUAGCUCUUCUCCUGCUCACUGCUGGCAGAGAUCCUGGUAUAAUACCUCGCAAUGUGCAUCCUCCAGAGCCAGAAGGCUUUGAAGGAAGUACCGAAGUUGGAGGAGGUCAAACCCCCCCACUACGCUUACCUCGCACGAAGGACGUCUAUGUCAAUGGAAUAUCUGUAAAGGUCAAGUACUGUGAUACCUGCAUGCUGUAUCGAACCCCCCGCUGCUCACACUGUUCGAUCUGUAAUAACUGUGUGGAACGCUUUGACCACCAUUGUCCUUGGGUAGGGCAAUGUAUUGGAUUGCGUAACUACCGGUUCUUCUUCAUGUUUGUCUUCUCAACAACUCUACUCUGCAUCUUUGUUUUCGGUUUCUGCUGGGUGUAUAUCAAGAGGAUAAUGGAUGCUGACGAAACGACAAUCUGGAAAGCGAUGACCAAGACUCCUGCCUCCAUCGUGUUGAUAAUCUACACUUUUAUAUCGGUCUGGUUCGUUGGUGGCCUCACUGUCUUCCAUUUAUAUCUCAUCAGUACAAACCAGACUACAUAUGAGAACUUCAGGUAUCGAUACGAUCGGCGAGAUAACCCAUAUAACCGAGGGGUUGUGCAGAACUUCAAAGAGAUAUUCUUCACGAGCAUUCCUCCUUCCAAGAACAAAUUCAGGGCAAGGGUUCCACUGGAACAGGGUUUACAGUCUCACUCAGCGGGCGGAGGUUUCGUCAGCCCGAACAUGGGGAAAGCUGUGGGGGACCUCGAAAUGGGCAGGAAGGCGACGUGGGGAGAGGCAGGGGCUGGUAUGAGCAAUUUUGAAGGAGGGUUCAAUGGCAACGGUCUGGACAACAAGGACGCAGGAUUCGGAGAUGCUUCCCCGGAUUUAAGCCAAACUGAGAUCCCCAUGGAGGGAAUGGAGGCACGUGCUGGUAUUCACCCCAGGCGUUCUAGUUGGGGCAGGAAGAGCGGGAGUUGGGAGAUAUCUCCUGAUGUACUUGCUUUGGCAGCAGGAGUCGGGGAAUCAAACCGGUCUGGCAGCGGCAGUGGCAGCAAGACAGCUGUAAACCGAUAGGGGGGAUUGGAUGACGACAGCAGGGGUGGGGAUUUGGGUCGGGUUUGGCUUGAACCUUCCUUUGGGUAAUAUAUUCCAAGUUAUUGCAAUGUGUGUGCGCCUUUUGUGGACUUUGUUUUUGCAAAGGGAGAGGAGGGAUUGGGGGCCAAAUUGUAUUUCUAGAAUAGAAUGAUUGUGUGCUAUUAUGAUUUUAUUCCUUUUUAUUUUAAUUUUUUUCAGUCCUUGAUUGAAUAUUGGUUUUUGUAUUGCAGUGGCAGUUGUGGAAUAGUGUUGCAUUUGUUUGGUUUGGGUUUUUCCCCCCUCCCCCUAGGGUUUGAGGCAACUGAUUAUCAAAAUGAGGGCUGUGUGAUUUUAGGGUUGUAAAGGGCAUGGUGUUCGUUGGUGUGGUGGAUCUCCUUAAUUUUAAAUUUAAGGUAUAAUAAUCUAAAUUCCUUUUGUAGUGUUGCAUUCUAUUUGCAAAUGCAGUCA